UCCGUGCGACUCCCUCCCUGCGUGGGUGAGGGAGGAGUAAGAAAACCCCUUCGCUGGACCUUUCGCUGCUUCAAGCUUCUUGACCCAAAAACACUCUCCUGAGAACAACUACUGCUACAAUGUUCGUCAAGGCUGGACUAUGGGGUCUCAAGAUCGAGGCCGGCAAGGAGUACUCUCAAUUGAUUGACAGCAGCUUCACCGUCACCUCUGCCGCCCUCAGCUUCGACCUCCCCAAGAACGGCACUCGUACAGUCGUCUCCUUGACCACAAACGAGAAGGAGUUUGUCCUCUGCUCUCUUACACCCGGCAAGAUUGAGCAGCAGGUCGUUGACUUGAGCUUCCUCGAGGGUGACGAGAUCACUUUUAAAUCUACUGGAAACUGCGAUAUCGAUUUGCUCGGGAAUUACCUCGUCGAUACUGCUGAGUUUCCCAAUGAGUAUGAUUCUGAUGAUUCUGAGGAGAACAUGUGGAUGGACGGUGACUCCGACGACAUGGAAGGCGACUCCGACGACGACGAGGACCUCGAAGACGUCGACUCUGACGAGCUUGAGCAGAUCAUCAACGGCAAGAGGAAGCUGCCCACCAUUCCCGACUCCACAUCUGCCAAGAAGGCCAAGAUCGUCGAGCUCAAGGAGGAGGCCGUGAAGCCCACCAAGGCCGCCGCGAAGAAGGAGGAGAAGGCUGCUGAGAAGGCUACUCCCGCGAAGAAGGAGGCUGCCAAGAAGGAGACCCCAGCUGCCUCCAAGAAGGACGCCGCUGCCGCUGCUGCCAAGGAGACCACCCCUGCCAAGAAGGACACUACCCCCUCCAAGAAGGAAGCCGCCGCUGCAAAGAAGGAAGCCACCACCCCCGCUGUGUCCGCCAAAGCCGUCGCAAAAGCCGCCGCUCAAACCACCCCUAAAGAGGACCCCAAAGCCGCCGCUAAACCCGCCCCUGCCACAACCGCCAAGACCUCCGCCCCUAAGACCAAGAAACUCCCCUCCGGCCUAAUCAUGGAAGACGUCCUCGAAGGCCAAGGCGCAAAAGCCAAAGCUGGCAAACGCGUCGGCGUGCGAUACAUUGGCCGCUUGACCAACGGGAAGGUGUUUGACUCCAACACCAAGGGUGCCCCAUUCAGGUUCAGGUUGGGUGCCGGUGAGGUGAUCAAGGGGUGGGAUCAGGGUGUGCAGGGGAUGGGUGUCGGUGGAACGAGGAAGUUGACGAUUCCGGCUGCGUUGGCUUAUGGGUCUCGCGGCGCCCCCCCAGACAUCCCCGGCAACGCCACCCUCGAGUUUGAAAUCAAACUCCUCGAGAUCAAGUAAACUAUCCCAUCCAUACAAUCCAUUCAUACCACCCCCAAUAGAACACACAACAACCCCUUGUGCAUUCGUUGCCUAAGUACAAUGUUUGCUCCUAACACCACAAAGGGGCUCUAAAUCCCUCGUUGAGCACUUUCUUAUUUCAUUUAUCUUUAUAUUAUGGCUUUUCGGCCUGUGCAACUGAGAGAUUCUUUGU
Molecule: messenger RNA, 1494 nt
Organism: Fimicolochytrium jonesii
Lineage: Eukaryota; Fungi; Chytridiomycota; Chytridiomycetes; Spizellomycetales; Powellomycetaceae
Exons: 5
Coding region: 120-1301 (393 amino acids)
Cellular component (GO): chromatin; nucleolus
Molecular function (GO): macrolide binding; peptidyl-prolyl cis-trans isomerase activity
Source: RefSeq, a predicted model, not a curated record